Molecule: messenger RNA, 4668 nt
Organism: Aureobasidium uvarum
Lineage: Eukaryota; Fungi; Ascomycota; Dothideomycetes; Dothideales; Saccotheciaceae
Source: the annotation of a GenBank genome assembly
AUGCGUAUCACGGUCUGGGUUCUCAGGCCUCCCGCAGAGCCUGUCAAGUUCUUUCUCUCCGUUGAACAGGAUGCCACCUUCCAACGUGUCUGGACCCUCGUCCAGCAACGCUAUAGGGAAAACUAUAGCGCUGGCCGCAGAAAUGAUUACUACCUCAAGAAACUGCAGGAUAGCACCGGGGCUGAUAUCGACAUGCGUGAUACCGUUAUCGACAUCUUCGGCGAGAUCACCGAUCCUGUGAAGCGUAUUGUCCAGAUCCAAACGUUACCUACUGGUAGAGACGACACUGUGCCGUUCGACUCGCACCUUCAUCCUCCAAUCGUACCUCCGUCAGCCCAAGAACAGCAAGAAAUCGACAGGCGUCGCCUUGAAUUCAGUCGCUACGGUGCUACUCUCGACAACCUCGACCCAGAUCAUCCGGUCGAAUCCAAUGAGAGCACAACUGAGAGACGCAUAGACCAAGAUGGCUUUGCUAUUCCGGCAAGACUUAAUCGUCCUCCUCGCGCCCACGUCCCGCCAAGCAGUCAGACCGCUCCAAGCUCGCAACUGCUUUCACAAGUCUCCUACGAAGACCAUCUUGUCCAAUCGCCGGAGCUCGGCUCGCCUCAAAAAGUUCCCUCGGCCAUUCCACGUCUCGAGACUCCUCCUGCGGCAGCCAACACAGCUUCCCAGUAUUCCACGCUUGAUGCAGUGCCCAGUGCUCAGAAGCCCCCAGCUGCCCUUUUAAGCAACGACCGAUCUCCUGUGGCCGCACCAGCAGACAAUGAAACAGCACUCGACUUGGCCGACCCCAUCUCGGAGGAUUCCCAACCUCGCCUUAGUAGCUCGAUAACUCGAACACCAGCGCGCUCAUCGGGAUCAAACAAAAGAAAGAGCUUGGGCAGCAGUGAAAGCCGCGAGACCAACAGACAAAACCUCUCCAAUCCUUGGACAGAUGAAGAAUUGGAGUCACUGGUUGAAGGACUUGCCAAAGGGCUUACUCAUGCGGAAAUGAAGCAGCGCAAUCUUCCAAACAGAAGUGUUGAUAGUAUCAGGAAGAAAGCGACUGCGUACACUAAGCGAAAUCCCUUGGCCAUUCAAAAGCGACAAGCUAGUUUGGCUGUCUCCUGGACCCAGGAUGAAGACGCAUACUUUGUCCGUGCCAUACGCAAUAACCAAACCUGGAAGACUCUACACGACCAUCGGUUCCGUGACCGAUCCGACGAUAGUGUCAAAGUUCACUACGUCGAGAUACGCAAACGACUGCAAGAGGAAGAUACGGUCAAAUCUGCUCGCGUCCACUAUCGAGAGCAGCUGAAAGAUGGAAUGCCCUCGACUGGUCCCAAUGAGAAGUUCACACAAGAGGAGGAUGAUCUUCUUCUCGCUUGUCGUAUCGAGGGUGUCGAGAUAAAGCGUGUCGCUAAAGAAGUCUUUCCUCGUCGCCCUGUGGAACAAGUUACGAACAGAGCUGGUAGCCUGUUCCACAGCGCAAAGCGAGCAGCGGCCAAGGCAACCCCUCUGAAUCUUGGAAGAUCUCCUUCUGUCGACUUCCUAUGGGAGCACAGCCCGGAGACGCGCGAGAGAGUCGAAGCCCAGCGAGAGAGAGCCAGGGAGUUUAAGAAGAAAUCGAGUAGUGCCAGAGCUAAGGAGUUCGAAGAGAUGUCACACCAGAAGUCCUUACUCAGCAACGACAAGAAACGCGCCGAGGAGCGAAGAGAAAAGGAAGAGAGCCAAAGACAACGGCUCGAAACCUCCGAGGAAGCCCGAAAACAAGACGAACGAGUCAAGCGCCGCCGCCUCGAUGAUGACCUUCAGCGCGAAGACGACUACAAACAGCAAUUGGCCGCCUGGGGGGAGCAAGCAGCACUUGACAGGCAGGCCGGCCGUGCAGUUCGGCCACGCCCCACCCGUCCACUGGGAAGCAACAUUGGCACAGAAAUUUUAUCGACCCCAGUUCCAGCCUCCAGCCAGAAGGACAAUGCUGCAAAAGCCUCAAAGUCCGGUCCAAAUACUACACCACUGGUCAAUCAAGGCACGAAGAAACGGAGACAAUCCGAUGUUGAAGUACAGGUCGUCAUCACCUCCUCCAAGAAACAAAAGACCGCCGUCACUGCAGAAGCCACCCCUCAAGUUAAGCCAUCCGAAGUGAAGGCAGCUAGCGCCCACAAGGCCCCAGAAAUCUCAACACCGAAACGAGUUGCUCCUCCUGUGAUAGCACGAUCUGCUAUGGCAAAACUCGGACGCACGACGCAUCUUCAAAAGACUGGUACUGACCUUGAAUCUGCCCUCGCAUCGAUGGCUGCAACUCGACCCGUCGGACCAAGCGCAUCAUGGAAGUCCGCAAAAGAAAAGACCGUUCGCGAUCUGUCUUCGCCAGGCGUCUCCACAGCUAAGAGCUUGCGCCAAUCGAAGCUCCCCUUUCUAGUUAACGGUCAGCAAUUGUCACCAACCUCUGCAAGGAAGUCGACACCUUCUUCUUUCAGAAAGUCGACACCUGCCUCUGCCAGGAAUCCGGCGACUGCUUCUGUCACCCCACGUGUACACGCUCCCAUGGAUGACAGUCUGUUUAUCUCUUCUGAUGAAGAAUCGUCAUAUGAUGACAAGGACAUCACAGACGAAGAGAUGCUGCGUUCUGAAGCCAUGCACAGCAGCAGUCCUGUCAAAGGUCCGCAGAUGAAUACUGCAGAAAGCAGUCUGCAGCAAAAUUCGCAAACGUUGUUUUCUCCUAGUGCAAGCGCUUUGAGGAGUAGUCCGCCUGUUGCUUCGAUGCAGCCGACCCUCAAAGCUAAGGUCCUUCAUGGGAGUGCGGCUCUCCGAAGUGCCACAAAAAUGGGCACACCUCUCGCGUCGACUAUGCCUUCCAUCCCAAUCUCUGAGACAACUCGUGCUAUAAACAGUGAACGUCAAGAGAUAUUUGAUAUACCCGCAGAGCGCGAAAUUUUGAGCACACCACAAGAAAACAAAAUGCCUGGAUUCGAGAUGAGCACAGCUGAGAACGUUUUUAGCGACAAUGAAGAGGAUGUCUCCAUGCCGGACGAGGAUCAGAUCGUACAUGCGACUCAUUCCACCCCAGUAUUCCCAAGCUCAAGUCCAUCAAUUGGAGCGCAGGACAUAGCUAGCGUAUCUUCGUUGGACCAAGACACUGCCAAUGAAACAGCAGCUGUUGACGACGCCCUCAAACAACCCAUAACGGAAAAAUCUGAAGCUGUAUUCAUCCCAUCAGUAGCCGCAAAGAACAUCGCCAACAACGUAACCAACGGCGAGGAGAAAUACCAACCACAUGUCCACUCAGACGAGGAUGAUGUCGAGGAAAUCGAGUGUUAUAGAAGCGAUUCCAGGGAGAUCGAGGGCGAGGACUGGCCUAGUGAGAAGUCUGAUGGAGGGAUGCCGUUCCCGAGUCGCGAGGAUGGAUCGUUUGGUCCUUUCAAAGUGUACAAGAUCAAGCGUACUACCCACUUGAAUGCUGCUGUUCAACCUAGAAAAGACGCUCAGCCAAAGACCGAAAAUCUCGCCGCCACUCCGAAAGAAAAGAUCAUUGGAGAACAAGCAGUCGAGAAGAUCAGUUCACCUGCCCUCAAUGUGGUUCCUACCGCCUCCAACGCAGGAGCGCCUCCGCAGCGAUCUCCUUCAAGAUCGCAGGAUCUUCAGAGCAAAUCUCUCACGUCUCCUGCGAUCCAUUCCUCGGGAGAGUCUCCAGACGUCGGAUCGAGCNNAGCAAAAAAAGCACGUAGAGGACAAGGGCGCAGAAAAAGCAGUCGUAUAUUGGCCGAUGCAGAUUUAUUCAAGCCACCACCAUCGACUGCACCUCCAGAUAUCUUGAGGGGCUCAGGCUUGAGAUACCCGUCGGAACGAGCACUCAAAAUUGGUUGUGGGACUACAGCCAAAUUCACGAACGGGACUGGCGCUCCGCAACACGACAAUAGUAAGGAUACAUCCUCCAGCUCCCAGACCAAGGCCUCCACCAAAGGAUCAAAGAAGCAGUCGAAACCAAAAAGGCAGUCCCUUGGCUUGGACGAGGCCACCAAGAACAUGCUGGAGAAGGGUCAAGCCUUCGGGACGCUCUCUCAAGCUACUCCCACUUCGCAGAAAGGCAAGACUAAGCAGCCAUCGUUGACCCAGCCUGUUAAGAAAGCUGCUCCUAUGUCCAAGGCUGGCAAAGUGGCUUCAAGUCAGCCGGCCAGCAAUGCAAACGCGGGCCGAACCAUCAACCCGUACGCGUUUGAUUGGGAUAAUGCGCAGGACACGGACGAGCUUAUUCGCCAGGCCGAUCAGAGACUGGUCGAUGCCGCAAACAUGGCCCCCGAAGAUUUUUGGCAACGAUCAAAUCUGGUCAACAUGAACGAAGAGCAAGUCUUGAGCCAUAUGAUUGAGCAAGGCGUCAAACGUUCAGCCGAGAAACGUCAGCGAAAGAGGGAGAGAGAGAAUCCGAACGCAGCUACUCAAAUGCUCGACGACUUUACUACUGACAUGUCUGCAACCCAGCCAGUCCACCGGUCGGUAGUAUCACCGGUCAGGAACAACGCAAUACCCAGACCAGCAACGCAGCCUGUCAUGCAAUUCUCCAAGCAGCACCUUGACGACAGUUCUUCAUCAAGCGACGAUAGCGACGAAGAGGAUAAUCUGCAGGCCAUAGAAAAUUACGCAAAACACAAUCUGGAGAAGAAGCCUGUUACACUGCCUCGCUGGUAA